Molecule: messenger RNA, 2790 nt
Organism: Aedes aegypti (yellow fever mosquito)
Lineage: Eukaryota; Metazoa; Arthropoda; Insecta; Diptera; Culicidae
Gene: Ttc30
Product: tetratricopeptide repeat protein 30 homolog
Exons: 3
Coding region: 739-2697 (652 amino acids)
Biological process (GO): intraciliary transport
Cellular component (GO): axonemal microtubule; intraciliary transport particle B
Molecular function (GO): protein binding; intraciliary transport particle B binding
Source: RefSeq, a predicted model, not a curated record
UUCAAACUUUUCUACUCUUUUAAAAAGGCAUGCAUAUUUAAAAAAUGUGUUAUUCUACGCAAACAUUAGUCUUCAUAAUAGCUUUCUUUUCUACUAAUAUACCAUCUUGAUUGGACCAUGAUUUCUCCAUUUUUCGACUUUUUCCUGUAUUGGGGGAUCUCCCCCUAAUCUAAUUUUUUUUCUUUCACUUGCAAGUUAUUAGUUUUUAUAAACACUCCGUGCAAGAAGAUUAAAAGAACAUUCGAACAGUCAAAUAUCAUAAUUUUGAAAUGAAAUUUGAAGGAGCCAUUUGGGGCUAUAUGGGCAGUUUUUUCGAAUAUAAUUUAUUUCUUUUUCUUCGAGUUUAGAACACUGAAUUAAAACAUGCAUACUGCUUCAUUACCUCAUCAACUUUGGGGUUGCAUGAUGUUAUUUCAGAUGAAAUUUAAAGAAUUGAAACGGUUUUCAAAGGGUGCUCAUUCCUCCCAUUGGCCAAACCGCCCUGACUACCCUUUAAACAAUUCUCGCGCGUGCGUAUGCAUGUCUCUCCUCGCAGUCAAUCCUCAACGUGAGAUACCUAUGAAUUUGGCGCGCAACACGCUGCUAGGGUAAACUCGUCAAUUUCCUGCAACCUGUUGAUGGUGCACCAGCAUGUCUCCAUGGUGACCAAAGAGCCAAUACAUAUAAUGCCGUUUAAUCGAUAAUCUACAGGUUCACGUUCUUUUUUAACAAAUUGCAAUCACUUUAAUUCGGUACAUAAUGUUUUCGCAAAAUAUGCUGAUUCGCGACGGAGAAUACACGAAAUCCAUCUAUACUAUGAUCAAAGAGGAGCGUUUCCAGGAGGCAAUCAAUGUCCUGAACGGCAUCCCGGAGGUUUCCACCACACGAGCCGGAUUGUCGCUGCUGGGUCACUGCUACUACCAAACGCAGGAUUUCAUCGAGGCAUCCAACUGCUACGAGCAUCUCGUCAAUUUGGUCCCGGAUGUGCCCGAGUACAAACUCUACUACGCGCAGUCCCUCUUUCAAGCUGGCCUGUUCGAGGAGGCCCACAAGAUCUCCACCACCUUGGAUGCACCUCAGCUGAAGGACAAGGUUCUACAGCUGCAAUCGGCCAUCGCCUACGGGAACGAGGACUACUCCACUGCCCAGUCCUUACUGCUGCAGCGCCAGGACACAAGCCAGGAGGCAACCGUGAAGAACGACGAAGGCUGCCUACUCUUCCAGGCCAACAUGUUCGAGGACGCCCUGCAGCGAUACGUAUCCGCCUUGCAGGCGGGUGGCUUUAAUCCGCACAUCGCCUACAAUGCCGCCUUGUGUCACUAUCGCAAGAAGGAGAACUCCCAAGCCUUGAACUACAUCGCAGAGAUCGUGGAACGUGGUAUUCGCAAUCACCCAGAGCUUGGCGUUGGAGCCCAGGCGGAAACCGAAGGCGGUGCUCGCAGUGUGGGCAAUCCGCCGGCACUGGCCGCCUCGGGGUUGGCUCAAGCUUUCAAUCUGAAGGCUGCCAUCGAAUACCAAGAAGGCAACGUGGAAGGUUCCCGCGAGGCUCUAACUGACUUGCCACCCCGUCUGGAGCCGGAGCUGGAUCCGGUGACGCUGCACAACAUGGCACUGACCGAUCCCGUCGGCGGUGGAGCAGGCCUACGCCGCUUGGCGUUCCUCCUCGAGCUUGGACCGCCCACAUGUCCACCAGAAACAUUCGCCAACUUGCUACUGUUAUGCUGCAAGCACGAAAUGUACGACACUGCGGCCGACAUUCUGGCCGAGCAUACCCAUCUCACGUACAAGUACCUCUCGCCGUACAUGUACGAUCUGCUGGACGCUCUCAUCACUGCGCAGUCCACGCCGGAGGAAGCCGAACAGAAACUUGGAGUCCUGGCGAACAACAUCGGUGGUAGACUGCGGUCGUUGGCGGCCAAAGUGCAAGAGUGUCGAUCGGCUCCCGAUCAGAACGCUCUUCGUGUGGCGCUUCGUGAGUACGAAUCCGCCCUGGAAAGCUACCUUCCGGUGGCCAUGGCUCGGGCAUGGAUUCCCUGGCGUGCGGACGAUUUCCAAGGUGCGGAGCGGGAAUUCCGCGCAAGCGCCGAGUUCUGCUCGGAAACUCCGACCUGGCGGCUGCAUGCGGCUCACGUGCUAUUCAUGCGUGGCGACCGAUACAAGGAAGCCGCUGCGUUCUACGAGCCGAUCGUUCGUCAGAACUACGACGAUAUCCUAGCGGUGUCGGCGUCGGUAUUGGCCAAUCUAUGUGUGGCGUACAUCAUGACUUCGCAGAACGAAGAAGCUGAAGAGCUGAUGCGUAAGGUGGAACGCGCCGAAGAGCGCAAGGGCAACGCCAACGGACAGUGUUUGCAUCUGUGCAUCGUUAACCUCGUGAUCGGGACGCUGUACUGCGCCAAGGGGAACUACGAAUUCGGGCUGUCGAGGAUCGCCCACGCUUUGGAUGGAGGCUCUGGGGCACGCCUUUGCGCCGACACGUGGCUACAUGUGAAGCGUUGCGUGCUGGGUCUGUUGACGGGACUGUCCAAGCAAACUAUAGUGUUGCCCUCGAUAGCGAUUCAGGAAACGCUAAGCUUUCUACGUACUUGUGAGGCGUAUGGCUUGACGAUUCCAUCCGUGCUGACUGGGCCGUUGGAGGAAACAGGAGAGCAACCACCUACAAUUGGGUUGGAAGCGCGCAAACUGCGGGCUUUGCUGCUCAGAUUGAUGGAGUACAAGUAGGGUGGACGGUUCUCAUGUGACACAAAUCUUUUACUGAACUUAGUGUUCAUAAUAAAAUAAUACAAUUAUCAUGGAUUGAACUACAUUUUCAAC